This is a messenger RNA of Oldenlandia corymbosa var. corymbosa, 879 nucleotides long. Lineage: Eukaryota; Viridiplantae; Streptophyta; Magnoliopsida; Gentianales; Rubiaceae. The record is from the annotation of a GenBank genome assembly.
AUGGCAGUGGCGGCUGUGAGGACGGCAGCUACAACUAAUGCUGCAAUCUUCUCUUCUUCCCAUCAAAGUUUGCCAGUAAAUCCUGUUGCUUCAAGCAGUAGUUCCAGUGUCUCCGUUGCGAGCAAAUGCGCUUCGAAGUUUCUAGGAGCUUCAUUGCGAAGAUGCCAUCCAAUCAAGAGGAAGACGGCUGGGAGUUCUGGAACUGUUAAAGCUGCUGCUGCAACUGUUGUAGCAAGUCCUGAUGAGGAAAUUCAAGAGUAUUCUCUUCCAACAUGGGCUGCAUUUGACCUUGGAAGAGCUCCAGUUUAUUGGAAAACCACGAACGGUCUUCCUCCAAUGGCUGGAGAGAAAUUAAAACUUUUCUACAAUCCAGCUGCAACUAACCUCACUCCAAAUGAGGAUUUUGGGAUAGCUUUCAAUGGAGGUUUCAAUCAGCCCAUCAUGUGUGGUGGCGAGCCUAGGGCGAUGCUUCAGAAAGUUCGUGGCAAAGCCGAUCCCCCAUAUUACACUAUUCAGAUAUGUGUUCCCAAGCAUGCUGUAAAUUUGAUAUUUUCCUUCACAAAUGGAAGUGAGUGGGAUGGUCCAUACAGAUUGCAGUUUCAAGUUCCAAAGCAAUGGCGAAACAAGCCCAUCGACUUUUUUAAUGAGGGCCUUGCUGGGGAGUUGAGUAAAGAAGGCGCAUGCGAAAGAGCCAUCUUUCCAGAUACAAGUGUUGUUGUCACAAGAUGUGCUAUUGUCAGUAACCUAUCUGCGGAAGGAGCAGAUCGCUGCGAACUGAACUUAGUACCAGGAUGCAUUGAUCCAAGCUCGCCAUUGUUUGAUCCAAAUGCCAAUGUGGACGAUGGAUCUUGCCCGCCUUAUUCAGACUCUGAGGAGUAA